This is a messenger RNA of Schizosaccharomyces osmophilus, 783 nucleotides long. Its product is annotated as versicolorin reductase. The record is from RefSeq and is a predicted model, not a curated record. The transcript has a single exon. Gene Ontology annotation, molecular function: oxidoreductase activity. Bases 1 to 783 code for a protein of 260 amino acids. Lineage: Eukaryota; Fungi; Ascomycota; Schizosaccharomycetes; Schizosaccharomycetales; Schizosaccharomycetaceae.
AUGUCGAAUAACAGUCUUUCUCUUGAAAACAAAGUCGCCAUCGUUACAGGAGGCUCCAGAGGUAUCGGAGCAGGAAUUGUUGAGACACUGGCGAACCGUGGUGCUAAAGUUGCAAUCACAUUUACCUCUGAAAGCAGUAAAGAUGCAACGGAACAAUUGGUGAAAAAGAUUAAGGAUUUAGGCACUUCAGCAGAUGCCAUCACUAUUCAAGCCGACUUGCGUGACAUUGCAAGUGCUAAGCAUAUCGUCGAUACUACUGUCAAAGCGUUUGGUCCCACCAUCCAUAUUCUUGUUAAUAAUGCUGGAUGCGGAGGUGCAGUAAAGUCACUAGGAACUUCAACCAUUGAAGAUUACAAUGAUGUCUUUGACGUAAAUGUUAGAGCCGUCUUCUUCAUGGGAGAAGCUGUGGCACCCCAUCUCCCCAAUAAAGGUGGUAGGAUUAUUAAUAUUGGAAGCAUUUUAGGAAGAAAGGGUUUUGCUCAGUUUCCUUUAUACUGUGCGAGUAAAGCAGCAAUUGAAGGCUUCACAAGAUGUUGGGCCGCUGAAUUGGGCCACCAAGGGCACACGGUGAAUCAAGUCAACCCCGGAUCAGUCGACACGGAUAUGCUAAGAGAAGCGAUAUCGGAUGAAUUUUUGCAAGUGAUGAGAAACGAAACUCCAUUUGAGCAUCGCAUUGGAUUAACUUCCGAUAUUUCUGAAGUUGUUGGGUUUCUGGUUGAAGAUAGAAGUCAAUGGAUAACAGGGCAAACCAUAUCGGUUUCUGGCGGAAUGACGAUGUAUUAA